UGCUUCUUUCUGCAGCAAGAAAAGGAGUCUGUAGGGAUUGCUGGGGUUUGGAGUUGGCGGUUGUUCGCUGUGCUCAAUAUGCAGCGAUUACUGUUUCCGCCCUUGAAGGCCUUGAUGGGGAGUCCAUGCCUCCGACUCCUGGUUCCGAGGGCAGCGCCUAGAACGCAGUGUGGUUGCAGCUAUGGGAUCAGGCGCCCCUUGAGGCCAGGGCAGUACAGCACCAUCUCUGAAGUAGCUUUACAGUCUGGAAGGGGUGCAGUGUCCCUUCCCUCCAAGGCUGCUGAGCGGGUCGUGGGCCGAUGGCUCCUGGUCUGCAGUGGAACAGUGGCUGGAGCAGUUAUUCUCGGUGGAGUAACUAGGCUGACAGAGUCUGGCCUCUCGAUGGUAGAUUGGCAUUUAAUAAAGGAGAUGAAGCCACCGACAAGCCAAGAGGAGUGGGAAGCAGAAUUCCAAAAAUACCAGCAAUUUCCAGAAUUUAAAAUAUUGAAUCAUGAUAUGACACUGGCAGAAUUCAAGUUCAUCUGGUACAUGGAGUACUCACACCGCAUGUGGGGUCGCCUUGUAGGCCUCGCAUACAUCCUGCCUGCCGCCUACUUUUGGAGAAAGGGCUGGCUCAGCCGAGGCAUGAAAGGACGUGUUCUUGCCCUCUGUGGGUUAGUGUGCUUCCAGGGUCUGUUGGGAUGGUAUAUGGUGAAAAGUGGAUUAGAAGAAAAACCAGAUUCUCACGACAUCCCUCGGGUCAGUCAGUACCGCCUCGCUGCCCACCUGGGAUCAGCCCUUGUUCUUUACUGUGCCAGCUUGUGGACCUCGCUCUCACUGCUGCUGCCUCAGCACAAGUUGCCUGAAACCCGUCAACUCCUGUGGUUGAGACGAUUUGCUCACGGAACGACAGGCCUAGUGUUCCUUACAGCUCUCUCAGGGGCUUUUGUAGCAGGACUGGAUGCUGGGCUUGUUUACAACUCCUUCCCCAAGAUGGGAGAAUCCUGGAUCCCAGAGGACCUCUUUACCUUCUCCCCCAUCCUGAGGAACGUUUUUGAGAAUCCGACUAUGGUGCAGUUUGAUCACCGGGUUCUGGGGAUCACUUCAGUUACUGCGGUUACAGCGCUCUAUUUCCUGUCCCGGAGAAUCCCCCUUCCUCGGAGGACCAAGAUGGCAGCAGCGACUCUGCUGGCGGUGGCGUAUACACAGGUGAAGGUUCAAAGGGACAGAUUGGCACCCCCGGAAGUAACCAGAUAGCCUUCGACAAGAAAUAGCUACUGUCUUCUAGUGUCCUGACUUUUAUAAAUGAGGUAGGUUUUGACAAGCUUCAUAUCUAUGUGCAGCAGAAUGGUGGAUAGGUGCCUAGAGGAAAGGAGGUAACCACUGGUAACCCACUCGGCUUCAUCAAGCUCUAACCUGUAUGUGCUGUUAUGUUGCUAGCUCAGUGAAUGGAAUAGAUCGCAUAAGUCAGUUCCUGAAAGGGUUUCCUCAUGGACAAAAAAAAUGUGGCCUUAAUGGGGGACAUGGACAAUUUGAACAAAUUGUUGACUAAUGAAUUGGUGUGAUUUCAGUCUCUAUUGAUAUUUCACAGGGUUCUCUGUCCUGUUCAACCUUGUUUUUUAAAUCAGUGUCUGGAUGAAGGCAGCAGAUGAGAUUUGAGCGAGGAGCAACCUAACAUUGCUAAUAUGACGGAUGACAGCCACAGCUCACAGCUUCCAAGAGUGACAUGAUAAAGUUGAAAUUAAGUUAAUCAUCACCAAGCCCCUAUUUUAUGAAAUGUUAAAGGGACUUAGCUAAGAAAAAGAAGAUAAAAAACAUGUACAGUAAAAUGACAGCAAACUACAAUUACUAACAACCACACCGAAAACAAAAACAAACUAAGCAAACAACUAGAACAGGAACAGAACCACAGAAAUGGAGAUCACACGGAGGGGUAGCAACAAGGGAGUGGGAGGAGAAGGGGAAAUGGGACAGCUG
Messenger RNA from Artibeus jamaicensis (Jamaican fruit-eating bat), 1956 nucleotides. It is a transcript of the gene COX15, whose product is annotated as cytochrome c oxidase assembly protein COX15 homolog. The record is from RefSeq and is a predicted model, not a curated record. Gene Ontology annotation, cellular component: mitochondrial inner membrane. Gene Ontology annotation, biological process: heme A biosynthetic process. Gene Ontology annotation, molecular function: oxidoreductase activity, acting on NAD(P)H, heme protein as acceptor. Bases 79 to 1236 code for a protein of 385 amino acids. The transcript has 9 exons. NCBI's taxonomy places the organism in Eukaryota, Metazoa, Chordata, Mammalia, Chiroptera, Phyllostomidae.